AUAAUUAUUUUUUUUUGGAUUGUUUAAUGUUAAAAGAUUGUUGUCUACUUUGUUACGUGUGUGUAAAAAUCGAAGAGAAGUCAGCUUAUGCCGGAUUAAAAGUUGUCCCAUACAUAUUGCAAAUAUUCGCGCCAUUUUUUGUUUGUAUUUUUCUAAUUACGGCGCUUUAAGAUGAAGGUGUCCUUUAGAAUAGAUGACAAUAAUAACAGAUCAGCGGUUCAGCUGGAGCCGGAUAUAAUAUAUCGAAUCGGACGCAGAUUGGGACUGGAGUUGCACAGUGACGAUGAGACCAUGGAGCUUGCACACGCCACAAUUGCUCUUUUGGCCGAUGGGAACGUCCGGCUCUCAGCUGUGGCCGGCAAGGUUUUUGUGAAUGGCCUAGAAACGGGAGAGGAAAUCAAAAACAUAAGCAAAAUAGAUGCCGUUGAUGGAAUCGUUAAUUUGAGCUUUGGCAAAGUUGCAGCCAAGCUGCACUUUAAUGCUGUCAAUCAUUUGGAUAUCGAAGCUGCCUACGAUACGAGCGGCUUUGAGGAGAGCACAAAAGACAAGACUGUGAAUACGACUGCUGAUAGCUUGAACAUUCCUGAAACGGAGCCUCAAUCGAUAAACACUACGGGCAAUCGGGACAGUUUCAUUAUUCCGGAGACCCAGUUUGUUAAUCUCAAUCGCUCUUCAAUGGCUAGCAAAGCGUCGAUGUCUUCAAUGGGGGAAGAUUUUCUAAUACCCGAAACUCAAGAUGUUCUAUUAGAAAAUCCUGUUCAAUUGCAACAACAUCCAGACAAAAACAUUGCCAGCGACGAGGAGUCUUCAGAGCUGGGCACCCAAAUACGUAUUUGCACACAGGACUUCAAUGAGAUCAAUGAAGAUGCUAUCGAUGAUUUUGACUCGUCUCUUUUGCUUGGCGAUGGUGGGCUUACAGUGCUUCCAACUCUAGGCCAGGCGAAGGAUAACAAGAAUGGUGCUGACUUGGAAAUGAGUGCCUUAAAUUGGUCUGCAUCCAAUUCAAAAUGCACUGCUUUAAACAGUACCAAGGCUGAUGAAGUCUCUACGCGUGGCGACAUCUGCCUAACACCAGAUCAAUCUGUUGCCGGACAACGAUCCAAUGAACUUGAAGAUGUCCCCUCCACGCCAGACAUAUUCGAAUUGAUCGGAGAUGAACCCAAUGAGCGACAAUCAAAUGAGCCUGGCACAUCAAAUCGAGAUGACACCCAGCAGCUUUCCGUGGCUAAGCUGCCGGCAGCUGCCAAUAUUGAGACGCCAGAGUCCAAUCCUUUGGAGCAGGAAGAUAAUUCGCAAGAUUUCAUUGAAACGCAGGCGUUUCCCGCGCGAAACGCAAUUUCUGUGCAGCCGAAUUUACUUGACAGCGAUGAUAGCAUGCAGGAAUUCUUUGAAGCGCCACGAUUGAUUACUGGAUUUAUUGAAAACCAGGCAACAACGGCUAUGGCAAAGCCCAAUCAAAGCAGUGCCACAAGAUUGAGUAUCGCAGCUCAAGUACACAACAAUUUCGAGGACUUCAUUGAAACGCAGCCAUUCCCCACUAAAAAACCACUAACUACGUCCUCCCCAUAUACCAAGGCGAAUAAAACUCCAGAAAAUAUGCAGGACUUUAUUGCCACACAGGCAUUUAUUAGACCCCCUCCAAAAUCCAUGCCUAAAUCAAAUGAAAUAUUGAGGCCAAAUUUAAAUAGUUCUGCCGAAAUUCAUAGUAACGAGGACCUGAAGGAGACUCAAUUAUUUAUACCUCCCACGAAGAAGACUGAUAAAACUGCUGAUAAUGAAAACGUAGCUGAUUCCCUCCAGUUUUCCCUCAACUUAAGUUUGAGAGAUGAUUUAGAUGCAGAGCUCAAAGAACUGAUUUCAUUGUCUCCCUUGAUGAACACACCAUCCGACUUUGAGCAACAAAAUAAGUUUGAUUUUGAUGAAGACAAAAUGCAGGAAAAGAAGAUAAGUCAAUCUAAGGAAGUCCCAAUUCAACCAGGCAGCAAACAAGGAGCUCAACAGAAAGCAGCAAAAAACUCCGGUUGUAAACGUUCUGCAACACGCUCAAAAUCACCGGAAAUGUCACCAAGCAAAAAAAAUUGCACUGAACAAUUGCCAGAGUCAUCGACUUUACCAGGAAAAGCAGUCGCUGAAAUCAAAACACCGGCAAUAGCAACAAGGACGCGACAAAAGCGGUGUACCGAGUCAAGCGGAGAGCCAACAGCACCUCCGAAAAAGGCGAGGAGCCAAAGAACACUGCCAACUGUUGCCAGCACUGUCGACGCAAUAACAAAGACAGGUAAAUCUGCAGAUGAGCAAGUAUCCAAUGAACGUCGCCACGGUAGACAACGCAAAACUUCGACAAUAACACCAAAGUUGACAGAGUCCUCGAGCGAGACGAAUACUGAAUCAACGCAUCAGAGCGAAGAGUCUGUGAAAGACCUGAAGAGGAGCGACACUGAAUCUGCAAGCGGCAGCAAAGUAAGUAAAGAACGAAAAUUAAAGCAAUCCAAGGAUGACAAGCCGUCGAUUGGGGAGGCAACAAAACCAGUAAGCCGCAGGGCAGGACAGAAAUCUCAUAUAGGUGACGUUGUAAUCAAAAUAAAACGACAAAAAAUUUCAACAAGCAUGAAUAGUGCUCUUCAAGAAGACACAUCAUUCGCUGCUGCAACAAGCAAAGAAAAGGCUAUGACCAGCACCUCUCAGGAGGUGGCAAAUGCCAGCAGCAAGAGAGCGGCUCGAGUACGCAAGACUGUGAACAGCAGCGAAAUCUCACAGGAAGAGGAGCCAUCGACUAGUGCUGAGGCCCGAAAACUUAGUAUUCGCAGAAAAAAUCUGCCACGUAAAGGUCAACUGAAAGAUAUAAACGACUACAUUAAGAAUAUAAAAAGUUCUGGACGAAAAAUAAGGUUGUCACUAACAAUGUGCAAUAAUGCGGAACUGCACACAGUAUUGAGUUAUCUAAGAAAUAACGUUGAAAUUAGUAAUGAUCCAUUAACCUGCGAUUUGCUAAUCAUGGAUAAGGGCGAACGCACAUAUAAGUUUUUGGUUGCAAUUGCAUCGAACAAGCCCGUUUUAUCGUCUCGCUGGCUGCACGCGCUGAGGGAAACCCGUUCCAUUGUUGUGAAAUCAGAGCACAUCUUCAGCGAUGCGAAGUUUGAGGAUAUCUUUAAGUUUAAACCCUUAUCAGUAUUGGAAAAACCCAGUUUAUUGAAAGGUCUCAAUUUUAUGCUAGGCAACGAUAUACUGCCAAAUGCUAAUGAAAUGAAAGCCAUUAUUCAAUGCGCCGGGGGACAUGUGUACACAAGAGCGCCUUCUGUUGCAAGCAUUGUGCCAUUCUAUGUGGUAACGAGUAAGAAGGAGAAGAAACUAUGGUCACAUCUCAGGGACUACACGAAUGUACACUAUAUAAAAACUGAAGGCGUUAUGCAAGCCUUAUUGCAAGUCAAUCUAGAGCUGCUGGAUGAGCACAAGCUCACAUUCUAAUUUAAAAACAAUUUUCCUCCAAUUUACACAUACAUAAUAUGUAAAGUACUUUGUUAACAAAUCAUUGAAAUUGUAGAAUUAUUAUUGCAUGAUCAGUUUGAACAAGUCGAGAAAGAUUGACUUCAACUGC
Molecule: messenger RNA, 3595 nt
Organism: Drosophila grimshawi
Lineage: Eukaryota; Metazoa; Arthropoda; Insecta; Diptera; Drosophilidae
Gene: mu2
Product: mediator of DNA damage checkpoint protein 1
Exons: 12
Coding region: 172-3465 (1097 amino acids)
Source: RefSeq, a predicted model, not a curated record